GUAAAUCGAGAGAGGAAGAAGAAGAAGAAGACUUCCUUAAGUGCAGUGAUAUUUGUGUGUUUUUAAAGGAGGCAUGGCGGCAGAAUUGUGGAACAGGAUAAACAUUCCCUUCCCCGGUGCCGUUUCUUCUGUCCGUAUACAUUUCAGCAGGACCACAGACGCAAAUGUGAAAAGCUUGCUGGCGGAAAACGAGAAGGUGCUUCUGCUGAUCCGGAGUGAGAUCCUUCAGACUGAGAUCAGAGUCCUCUACGAGCUGCUGUACAUCCUGAAGAACAGCCUCAGAGGAAACAGGACCUACAGAGGCAUGCAACAGGUGGAACAAUGCGUCAACAGGCUGAAGAGGAUGAAUCUGGAUGGUGCUCUUCAGGACCUAAAAGAACUAUGUCCCAACAGAUUUCAAAGAGGACUGAGCAUCAAGUCUGGUGAGUGUGAUCUUCCCAGUCAACCCAUGCUGGAGUGGCUCUGUCUCAAAGUCCUGGGGGCUUCCCAGCUGAUGAGCUGCACAUUGAAUCGCUGCAGUAGAGCUUUCUCACUCUCCAGACAGCAGAUGAAAUGGGAAGAGUUUGUUAUCUUGAACGUUGUGAUAACCAGCAUGCUCAGUCGUCUCUGGGUGAUGUUCCGAGGAGUCCUCUGUUGCUUGUCCACUCUGUAUCAGCAACUCUUAACACUCCUAAAAGUAGUAGCGGAAGCCCAGCCCAUGCCCUUCCUCACAGACUUCUCCUUGCCGGCAGAUGUGGCUCUCUUCCUGGAUUCCUCUGCUGCCCUUUUACUCGCUAAGCAGUCAGCACAUGGUGCAAAAGCCAAAGACCAGAAGAAGAAGUUAUCUUCUGUAGUCAAAACACAGGGACAGAAGAAGAAGGUUAAAGAAGAUCUGGGAGUAGCAAUUGAAAGAGGUUCAGUUCCUGCCGCUGACAUGAAGCCCUUUCUUAAAGUUUUUAAUGACUUUACAAAGGUCUCAAAGGAUAAAUCCUUCCAAACCAAAACACAAAAUGCUGAUAGGAAGAAGGAGUUCAAGAAACAGCUGAUAGAGGCUACCACCAUCUCAGACAUGGAGACCUGUCUUGAAGAAAUGAUCCAAUGGAGCAAAUCCCAGAAGAUGAAAAAGGAAAAAUGCCUCUUAACUUUCCUGCGUUUAAAAUGUCAAAGGAUAAAAUGCCUGGAGGCUGCAGGCUACAAUGUCCACAGAACGUCCAAGAGCUUCAGACAGGAAGCUUGUUGGGCUUUAUCUCCUCAAGGUCCAAUGCCAACGUCCUUCCGGUCUUCUGCUGCACUAAGGAAGAAUGCUCACCUGAGAACUCACUUUCAUUUGCUAAGGAGUCGAUUUAAGUCUUCAGGGUUAAAAACGGGUGUGAAGGCGAAAUUGAUGAAGACGAAAACGAAGAGGACUGCGAUGCCAGAGUCAGGGCGGUCAGGGGAUAACAAGAAUAACAGGACAUCAAAUGAGUUGACAUCUCAUACCACUGAACAUGGCAGCCAUAAUGACAUAGAUGAUAUUGAUGAUAUAUUUGCCUCUGUUGGUUUGUGACACUUUGGAAUCGGACCAUUCAAAGACAUGAGACACUGAAUGCUGUUGAGCUUAGACUGCUACCAAAGAACUGUUGGAUAAAAGGUGUAAUACAAACUGUUGGGUGGACAUCCUGGGAAUCUUCGACAAUAUGCACACACUGUUUGACACCAAGCCUUAGUCUUUAAAAAAACAAAAACAAUUCUGGUUAUAUUGAGAGACUGUUCCUCAUGUAGUCCAUCAAUCAAUCAGACUUUAUUUGUACAGCACUUUUCAUACAAUGAUAUUGUAACACAAAGUGCUAUAGGGGUAAUAAAAUACAAUUUAAAAAAAACAUCCCAACAACAAUCCCAACUUAAGCCCCAACCCCAAAAACACCCCAAAAUCCAUAUGCAAGGUUAAGAACAUGAACAAUGAACUGAGGAAACGCUGUCAUGAUAUCCUAAUGAGGAGACACAGGAGG
Messenger RNA from Notolabrus celidotus (New Zealand spotty), 1967 nucleotides. RefSeq names its product nucleolus and neural progenitor protein (gene rmp64). NCBI's taxonomy places the organism in Eukaryota, Metazoa, Chordata, Actinopteri, Labriformes, Labridae. Bases 74 to 1525 code for a protein of 483 amino acids. The transcript has 9 exons. Gene Ontology annotation, biological process: positive regulation of Notch signaling pathway. Gene Ontology annotation, cellular component: nucleus. The record is from RefSeq and is a predicted model, not a curated record.